Callorhinchus milii (elephant shark) is the source of this 2432-nucleotide messenger RNA. RefSeq names its product sterol carrier protein 2a (gene scp2a). NCBI's taxonomy places the organism in Eukaryota, Metazoa, Chordata, Chondrichthyes, Chimaeriformes, Callorhinchidae. The transcript has 16 exons. The record is from RefSeq and is a predicted model, not a curated record. Gene Ontology annotation, molecular function: acyltransferase activity, transferring groups other than amino-acyl groups. The coding region runs from base 17 to 1639 and encodes 540 amino acids.
GGUGAAGGAGUGAAACAUGGCAGCGAUGGGGAGACGUGUGUAUGUGGUGGGGGUCGGCAUGACCAAGUUUGAGAAGCCUGGAGCUCGGGAGAAUGUUGACUACCCCGACAUGGCCAAAGAAGCAGCCCAGGGAGCACUCGCUGACGCCGGAGUCUCCUACUCUGCCGUGGAGCAGGCCUACGUGGGCUACGUGUAUGGUGAUUCUUCGUGUGGGCAGAGAGCCAUAUACCACAGCCUGGGGCUGACUGGCAUCCCCAUCAUCAACGUCAACAACAACUGUUCCACCGGCUCCACCGCUCUCUUCCUGGCUCGGCAACUCAUCCAGGGAGGACUUGCUGACUGCGUCCUCGCUCUGGGGUUUGAGAAGAUGGAAAAAGGGUCUCUCAUGUCCAAGUUCACAGACAGGACAAACCCGAUGGACCACCACUUGGAGUUGAUGGUCAGCGAGCGUGGCCUCGCGGCGGCUCCCAUCGCUCCACAGCUGUUCGGCAACGCCGGGAAAGAGCACAUGGAACGUUACGGAACGAAGCCCGAGCACUUUGCAAAAAUCGGGUGGAAAAAUCACAAGCAUUCUGUCAACAACCCGUAUUCCCAGCACCGGGUUGAGUACAGCCUGGAGCAGAUUAUGGGGUCUCGGCCGGUGUUUGAGUUUCUCACGCUGCUGCAGUGCUGCCCCACCUCAGAUGGCGCAGCCGCAGCAGUGCUGGCCAGCGAGGGGUUUGUGCGGAGACAUGGGCUGGAGGGUAAAGCAGUGGAAAUCCUGGCCCAGGAGAUGGUGACGGACAUGAGCAGCACUUUCGAGGACAAGAGCUGCAUUAAAGUUGUGGGCUACGACAUGACCAAGGAGGCGGCGAGCAGGUGCUUUGAGAAGUCAGGCCUGAGUCCUAGUGACGUGGAUGUGAUUGAGCUGCACGACUGCUUCUCCUGCAAUGAGCUCAUCACCUACGAGGCCCUGGGGCUUUGCCCCGAAGGGAAAGCCGGGGAGCUGAUCGACAGGGGAGACAACACGUAUGGAGGGAAGUGGGUGAUCAACCCCAGUGGGGGGCUGAUCUCCAAAGGACAUCCACUGGGGGCCACAGGGCUGGCGCAGUGCGCUGAGCUGUGUUGGCAGCUCAGAGCGGAAGCCGCGGGGCGUCAGGUUCCGGGGGCGAAGGUCGGUCUACAGCACAACAUCGGCCUCGGAGGCGCCGCCGUGGUGACGAUCUACACAAUGGGGUUCCCGGAGGCCGUGAGAAGCCAGAGUGUUCAGGCUGUGCCGACCAGCGCUGCCUCCAGUGUGGAUGGAUUCAAGGUUCAGUCUGUGUUCAGAGAGAUCGAGAAGAAACUUCAGCAGGAAGGGGAGAGCCUGGUCAGUAAGAUCGGGGGCGUGUUUGCUUUUAAAGUCAAAGAAGGUCCGGACGGCAAAGAAGGCCUGUGGGUGGUGGACGUGAAGAACGGAAGUGGUUCAGUGGACUUUAACUGUGAAAAGAAAGCGGACUGCACCAUCACCAUGUCUGACACUGACCUGUUGGCUCUGAUGACCGGCAAAAUCAACCCCCAAACGGCUUUUUUCCAAGGAAAACUGAAAAUCGCUGGGAACAUGGGAUUGGCCAUGAAACUGCAGAAACUGCAACUGGAACCGCCGAGAUCGAAGCUGUGAACAUCGCUGCUAUUCUCAUUCCUCCUUUCUUCUCUUCCCUCCUUCCCUCUCUCCUCCUUCCUUCUCUCCUCCUUUCCUCUUUUUAUUCCUCUCUCUCUCUCCUGUCUUCCUCCUCUCUUAUCUCUCUCUGCCUCUCUUCUCUCCUCUUCCCUCCUCUAUCUCGUCUCUCUCUCUCUCUCUCUCUCUCUCUGUCCUCCCUUCCCUUGUGUCUCUUUUCUUGUUUUAUAAGUGAUUAAUAUCCUCAGAUCCUAAGAACAGUGGCCAGUUGUGGUGGGGGCGGGGAGGGAGUGAGAGAGCAGUAUCUGGAAGGGUUGGUUUAUUGUUACAGGGGGUGGGGGGGGGUUGAGGGUAAUUUGUUUUGUAUUUCCACUCAGAGUUUGAUCAUAGGCGUUCGAAUUUAGUCAAGAGAAAAACACUAACAAAAACGAGGGGCCCGAGAGUGAGCGCAGCGCGUUCCCGACUCGAUUCAAUAACGUUUCUGUUGAAAAUGAUAAUUAAUAAUAAUAAUAACAACAAACUAUUUGAAAUGUUUUUUUUGUAAAGUUUGAAAAAACAACAUACAUUUGCCUUUGUUAAAAACAACCGCAUCGAAUGAAUCCCACAGACUUUCGAGAGGAACUGAAGUCUCUCAAAGGUAGAUUUUGAUCAUCGGGAGUUAGUGUUACACACCUGCCUUUAUUUACGAAGUGUGGUCUUUAGACUUUUAGCAUUUCCCCUUCAAGCAUUUUCUGCUACAUCACAUUCUCCUCACUGUAACAAAAUUAAAACCCACAUUUACCUCUUUGUGAACAAA